GGAGAGGGGGUGGGGCCGGGGGAAAGGAUGAGCGGUGGGGGGAGGGUCAGGCUGGCCCUGGGGACCUUCUUUACCUGCGCUGGAGAGAGCGGAAGCGGCCCCGGGCAGGCUGGGAGAUGUAGUUCCUGCAGCUCCCCGGAGCGGAAGUGACAUCGGCGGCGCACUGCAAAGGACCGUUGGUCGCUCCGGUUCUGCCUGGCUCGCGCGGGGCAGUUGGAGCCUCUCCCGGGGCCGGAGAAGGGUGUGUGACUGAGAUCAGGGCUCUUAUCGUACUGAGCGUGGCCCUGUUCUGACAGCUGCUGCAGCAACCCCAACUGAGAUCUGGACCGUGCUUUGCCAGGCACUGAAGAGACCCCAGUUGUCCUUCUCGCCCUGCCAGGCUGCAGGAUGUCGUCCAUGUUUCGCUCCAGCUCAUCCCAUCCUCUCAUGGGACAGGGAAGGAAAAUGUCUACAGUGGAGCCAGUUCAGCGUUUCCAGUUUCCAAACCUAAUGUCAUUUUGCAGCUGGAACGAGGGGAAGAGUCGUGGGUCCCAGAUCUCCAAGUCUCUGAGAAAGAAGUGCUCCCAAGAGCUGCCUACCCAGGUGAUGGGAUGGUGAGUGAUAACGAGGAGGAGAAACCCCAGCAGGAAGAUGCUGAGCAAGUAGAAGCACAUAGGACAUUAUCAGGAAGAUCCAAAGGGAAUGUUUCCGGGAUUUGUGCACACCCAGAAAAAGCAAAAGCCUGUGAGACUGAGCAGAGGCCAGAGGAAAACUUCAGUAGCUUCUCAGAUCUUAUUUCAAGUGAGAGAAUCAACUUGGAAGACACACGUUACACAUGCCAUGAUUGCGGGAAACGCUUCAAUUGGCGUUCAUACCUUAUCAGACAUCAGAGAAUCCACACUGGAGAGAAGCCCUACAUGUGCACUGUGUGCGGGAAAAGCUUCAAUCUGCGCUCAAACCUUAUGAGACAUCAUAGAAUCCACACUGGUGAGAGACCUUAUGGAUACUCUGAGUGUGGGAAAUGCUUCACUAAUAGUUCAGCCCUCAUUUCACAUCAGCAUAUCCACACAGGAGAAGCACCCUACACAUGCUCAGAGUGCGGGAAAAGCUUCAAACAGCGCUCAGACCUUAUCAUACAUUGGAGAAUCCACACAGGGGAGAAGCCCUACGCAUGCUCUGAGUGCAGGAAAAGCUUCAAACAGAGCUCUACCCUUAUCAAACAUCGGAGAAUCCACACAGGGGAGAAGCCCUACACAUGCUCUGAGUGUGGGAAAAGCUUCAAGCAGAGCUCACACCUUAUCAAACAUAGGAAAAUCCAUAUAGGUGAGAAACCUUAUGGAUGCUCUGAGUGCGGGAAAUAUUUCUUUAAUCGUUCAGGCCUCAUCUUACAUCAGCGAAUCCACACAGGGGAGACGCUCUACACAUGCUCUGAGUGCAUGAAAAGCUUUAGUUGGAACUCACACCUUAUCAGACAUCAGAGAAUCCACACAGGGGAGACACCGCCCUAUGAAUGCAAUGAGUGUGGGAAAAAGUUCACUCACAGCUCAGCCCUUUCUGAACAUCAGAGGAUCCACACAGGGGAAAGGCCCUAUGAAUGCCGUGAGUGUGGGAAAACCUUCACUCACAGAUCAGGCCUUUCUAGACAUCAGAGAAUCCACACAGGGGAGAGGCCCUAUAAAUGCAGUGAAUGUGGGAAAACCUUCACUAGCGGCUCAGACCUUUCUCAACAUCAGAGAAUCCACACAGGGGACAGGCCCUAUGAAUGCCAUGAGUGUGGGAAAACCUUCACUCACAGAUCAGCCCUUUCUGUUCAUCAGAGUAUCCACACAGGGGACAGGCCCUACGAAUGCAGUGAGUGUGGGAAAAAGUUCACUCACAGCUCAGCCCUUUCUAAACAUCAGAGAAUCCACACGGGAGAAAGGCCCUAUGAAUGCCAUGAGUGUGGGAAAAACUUCACUCACAGAUCAGCCCUUUCUGUUCAUCAGAGAAUCCACACAGGGGACAGGCCCUACGAAUGCAAUGAGUGUGGGAAAAACUUCACUAGCAGCUCAGACGUUUCUAAACAUCAGAGAAUCCACACAGGGGAAAGGCCUUAUGAAUGCCCUGAGUGUGGGAAAAACUUCGCUAGCAGCUCAGACCUUUCUAAACAUCAGAGAAUCCACACGGGGGAAAGGCCCUAUGAAUGCCGUGAGUGUGGGAAAAACUUCAGUAGCAGCUCAGCCCUUUCUAAACAUCAGAGAAUCCACACAGGGGAAAGGCCCUACGAAUGCAAUGAGUGUGGGAAAACCUUCACUAGCAGCUCAGACCUUUCUAAACAUCAGAGAAUCCACACGGGGGAAAGGCCCUAUGAAUGCAGUGAGUGUGGGAAAAACUUCACUAGCAGAUCAGACCUUUCUAAACAUCAAAGAAUCCACACAGGGGAAAGGCCCUAUGAAUGCAGUGAGUGUGGGAAAAACUUCACUAGCAGCUCAGACUUUUCUAAACAUCAGAGAAUCCACACAGGGGAAAGACCCUAUGAAUGCCAUGAAUGUGGUAAAACCUUCACUCACAGUUCAACCCUUUCUGUUCAUCAGAGAAUCCACACAGGGGACAGGCCCUACGAAUGCAAUGAGUGUGGGAAAAAGUUCACUCAUAGCUCAGCCCUUUCUAAACAUCAGAGAAUCCACACGGGGGAAAGGCCCUAUGAAUGCCGUGAGUGUGGGAAAAGCUUCACUCAAAUAUCAGCCCUUUCUCAACAUCAGAGAAUCCACACAGGGGAGAGGCCCUAUGAAUGCCGUGAGUGUGGGAAAACCUUCACUAGCAGCUCAGCCCUUUCUAAACAUCAGAGAAUCCACACAGGAGACAAGACCUAGGAAAGCAGAGAAUGUGGGAAAAUCUUCUCUUGGCACUCAGCCCAUAUUAGCUAUCAGAGAAUCUGCAAAGGCGAUGAACACCGUAAAAACCUCUAUCAACUCAAUUAUCCCAUGAGUAGUUUGAGUGUGCCCUUCCUAUGAGGAACCAGGGAGCAUCACAUUUAUACCAUUCCUCCUAUUGCAGUUAUUGUUAGAGUCACCAGUGAUACAGAUUGUAUCAUUGCCAGUUGUUCUCACGUUGCUCUGGGUUGUGCUGAAGAGCAGUUAUAUUGGGAAUUUUUCAUAUUAUAGUUAAAUAAAGAGGAGCAGGGGGGGAAAGUGUCAUUUCAGCCUCUGUGACACUGGAAGGAGAUGGGAUGACUCAGAGAUUCCCUCCUUCCCCAUCACUCCAGAAUUGUUACAUUUUGGCUUCUCUGUGCAGAGUUUAUUUUCAUCACAUUCUAUCCUUCCACUUCUCAAAGUGUCAUAUGAGGAAGAGUUCUCAGCUGUCUGUGCUUGGAGGUGAUACUUUGAUUUCUUUAAUCCUAUACCAGAGUCGCUAUGACUGGAGAUGAAAGUGUCAAAGACCUGGGAGGGGAAUUUAAAUGGAUCCCAAACAUAGUGUAUUUAUUUGGCGUUUUAAUUCCAGGUUUCAUCUAUUGGUAAAGCCACUUCUGGCAAGGGGACUAUUUAGUCCCCCUUUAUGGGCAUGCUAGGAUACUUACAAUUUUGUAAAUAAUGUAACUGACUAUUGAGAGAGUGCUGAGUGAAGCUGCUUUGAAUGGAUCAGAGGAGAAUGUGAUGGGAGAAUCUCUUGUCCUGAUUCUGAAUAAUCAGAUGUAACCUGCUCUGGAAUUUCUCUUGACACUUUCAUUGUCAUGUAUUCUGUCUCUCUGUGAUGUGGGUUUCUAUCUUUCCUGAAGGCUGUUUGCUCACCCAAUUGGAUAUUAGUUCAGUUUGAUAGGAUGUAGCUCAGAUUUAUUGGAGAAUUUAAGAGAAAUUAGGACUUUAGGAAAUGGUCAUUUGUCACUUCAGCUUUGCUUUUUCCCCACCCCUCCAUGAUGACACGGAGAAAGUUCAAGUGCAGUUCUGUCAAUAGUGGAGAACUCUCCAAUUCACUGCACAUGCUAACAAAGAAACAGCAGUGAUUUAAAAUCUCCAUUCGGAAAUGGUGAACAACAGCAGAACCCCAACAAACUGAAGGAAGUGCAUAUGAUCACACUGGAGUUCAAUUCUUUAAGUCAGUAUUUUCUCAGAUGAUUUGGGGAGAGAAUUCCACAUUAAGUGAUUUCUAACUUGGCAAAAUGCCCAUGUAUUUGGUUCCUGAAGCAUUUUUGUAACCCAUGCCCCACAGAAGAUCUUUCCUAGCUAAUCGUAUGGUAUUUGGAAUGCUCCCGUUCACGAUGCAGAUGUGAAGGAAAGAGAAGUGGUAUUUUUGUUGAAUUUAUCCUUAAUAGAUGCUCAAAAUGUGUAUAAAAUGAAAUCAAUGUUGGAAAUCUAAUAGCUGCAGAAAAAUAGCUCUUGUAAAAUAGAAAUUCUAGCUCUGGUAACAAAGAUUCUGAUCCAGGCCUGUAUCCAGUUCCUUCUGCAAGAAUAUCCAAAAAAUAUUGUUUCGCUUCAUAAAUACAGUUGUGUGGCAGUAAAUGAUGACCCUAAAGUUUCAUAAAAGCAAAGAACGCUGAACAAAAAUGUAUGGGAAAUACGGAUGUAUCUGAGAAAAUGGAAUGAAGGAAGACAAAAAUUGAUCAGUCAAGAGAAAAGGCACUGUUUCCCCCUGGUUUGGAGCUUCUCUCACAACUACUGGAAUAGAAAAUCUAAGCAAAUGAUGUUCUAUUGCUGCAAAGGAGAUUGAAGUGAGGCUGUUUUCUCCAGAUAAAAAAAAAUGGUCAUGUCAGGAGUGGGAUUUGAAACCACAUCUCUAUGCAGAGACCAGAACACCUAAGAGAUAGGAAAAGAGAGUCUUAAAAUUGGCACUUCAGACCAGUCCACAAUCCUAAUGCUACAAAGAAUGUGACUUAUCAACCCUAGUUUUCAUUAAUAUUUGAUGACACUCUUUAGGGAGGUCGAGAUGGCACAUCUCUUUCAACUCCUAGAGACCUUCUACAGCACAGCUGAUUUUUAGACACACUCAUCCGGACCUAAAGUUACACAUUUCCUGGAGCUCCAUGAGUUCUGCGGUGUUGGAAUCUCCCUGCUCACAUUUUAAGUGAACAAACGAUGGUUGCUGGCAUGCUGAGAAAGUAAUGGUGACCCUCAAAAUCCUGCCCUGGGGGCCAGAUAGUUAAGCAACCAGCAUCCACAACCUCUACCAUGAUAGCAUCCUGUCCGGUAGCAGUUCACUUAUCAAUAGCUGGGGUGUGAAAUCCUCAUUUCUUUGUUGUUCUAUCACUGUAGUCUGCACUUUCCUAUUGC
Molecule: messenger RNA, 5222 nt
Organism: Gopherus evgoodei (Goodes thornscrub tortoise)
Lineage: Eukaryota; Metazoa; Chordata; Testudines; Testudinidae
Product: zinc finger protein 345-like
Exons: 7
Coding region: 591-2831 (746 amino acids)
Biological process (GO): negative regulation of transcription by RNA polymerase II
Molecular function (GO): DNA-binding transcription repressor activity, RNA polymerase II-specific
Source: RefSeq, a predicted model, not a curated record